CCCUCUUGUUAGGCUGAUCAAUGAGGAAUGAGGAGCUGUUUUCUUCAGAACACUUACUUAUGCUCUGCUGCUUCCAACUGACGAAGGAACAUCCACACUCACUCUGAGGAAAUGGCAUGCAAGUUUGGGACAUCUCUAGCUUUCUUCUUUCUCCUGGCAAGUCUGGCUGUCAUCAUUACAAUAUCCGUGAUCCAGGGUCAUAAGCGUGUCUUUGAGUCACGUCUGAAGUAUGGCAUAGUAAUCGACUCAGGCUCCUCCCGCUCUACUGUGCAUCUGUAUCAAUGGCCAGCCGAGAAGCAAAAUAACACUGGAGUGGUGAGCCAGACACUCAGAUGCAUGGUCGCUGGCCCUGGUAUAUCAGAUAUGUUAGUUGACAAUGCACAGGACCAGCAGUCCUGGGCGUCAAUCAGAGAAUGUAUGAACAACAUCACAAAAAUCGUCCCCGCAGACCUACACAAUUCAACCGUCCUCUACCUUGGGGCAACUGCUGGGAUGAGGCUGCUACAUUCACAGAAUGAAACUAAAUCCAAUGAGAUCUUAAGGAACCUGCAGAACUACCUCCAAUCUCUGCCGUUUAACUUCCAAAACGCCUCCAUCAUGUCAGGGAAAGAGGAAGGGCUGUACGGAUGGAUCACCGUCAACUACCUGUUGGGAAACUUCCUGGAGAGAAACAUAUGGAACAUGUGGGUGCGGCCUGCCGGAGGGAAGAUGGUGGGCUCCAUGGAUCUAGGAGGGGCGUCCACCCAGAUAGCGUUCACCCUCCCAGAUCCCAACGUCGAGGGUACAGACAUCGUACGGGUCUCCCUCUAUGGCUACGAAUACAACAUCUACACUCACAGCUUCCUGUGUUAUGGGAAGAACGAGGCAGAGAAGAGAGUCCUCGCUGCUUUAGUGAAGAACUCUGAGAACGCUACACAUGUGACCAACCCCUGCUUCAAUCUUGGUUACAACAUGACUGUGUCGGCUGAGUCCAUCUUUGGGACUGAGUGCAUAAAAGCGCCUGCCGACUACGACCCCAAACAGAUGAUCACCCUGAAGGGGUCAUCAGACAACGGAGCCUGUAGGGACGUGGUGCGAUCCAUAUUUGACCUGACCUCCUGCACGAAGAACUGUUCCUUUGACGGAGUCUACCAACCAUCCGUGGGACCCGGGGACUUUCUGGCCUAUGCUGGGUUCUUCUACACUGCUCAGGCUGUCGAGCUGAAAGGAAUUUCACAACUGGACCAGUGGAACUCCUCUACCUGGGAAUUCUGCUCCUGGGACUGGCCCACCCUCAAGCUAAAAAAGGCCUGGAUAGCUGAAAAAUACAGAAAGUCCUAUUGCUAUUCAGCACAUUAUGUCCAGACAUUACUUGUAAAUGGCUACAAGUUCAAUAAAGACACUUGGAAACACAUUGACUUCCAAAAACAGGUACAUAACACAAAUAUAGGCUGGAGUCUGGGCUACAUGCUACAUACAUCCAACAUGAUCCCUGCUGAGGCCAAGCUGGUGCGUCUGCCCAUGGCCAACUCUGUGUUCGGUGGCCUCCUCUUCCUCUUCACCGCCCUCACCAUCGUCAGUGUCAUGUUCCUGAUCAUCAAGGCUGUGCGCGCCUGCUACUGAGCCCCACUAGAGGGCAGAGUGUUCAAAUUACAGUUAAACCUAGAGUUGCAAAAUUACAGUAACUUUCCCAAAAUGUGUUUUUUCCAGAAAUCCGGGUUGGAAGAUUCCUGGAAUCAGGAGGGAAUGGAAUCCUCCAACCAGGCUUCUAGAAAACCUUGGAAUUUUGGGAAAGUUACAGAAUAUGUACAACCCUAGUUACACCCGAUGGAGGAAAGUGCUUCUGGUAGCACCCAGACACAAUUACAGCAGGCAACAAUAGAACACUGACAGAUGCAAGGUAUUAUCACCAGAUAUUAUCAUCAUCAGUUAAAAAGAUUUAAAAGGAUCUUACAGCCCACAUAGAGUCUUAUUAAUUUUAUUUUUAAAUCAUCACUAUAUGUCUAAUAAAUCAAUGUGUGUGUGUUUAUUUCAUGAAAAUAACUCCAAAUAUAUUUGUUAUUAUUUAUUUCGAGCUUCCUUUACAAUUGAAAUGCUCAGUCUGAUCGUGUGGGUGUGUUGAUAUAAAUGUAAAUAUAUUUACAUACACAGCCCUGAUUGGCAAAUAGGAUCAUCUAGACUCUAGACUAGAGCCUACCCUGUUUACACCUUCAAAGUAGGAUGAUACAUAUGCUAAUGCAUUAUAAGAUCUUGUUCGCUGCUUUAGGCUCAUCCCAAACAGACGAAUGAGACAAUUCUAAGAGAUUCAGUGAUUUCAAACGCUCAAUUGGUCUUUAAAGUAAAAUAAAAGAGAAGUAUUAAUUGCAUAGUGAACUGCUGAGCAAAAAUGAUCCCGUUUGCACUAAGUCAUCAGCUAUACAGUACUGUAGAUCAGGAGGUUGAAUGAAGGUUGAAGGCCGCAUGGUAAACACCUGAAAUGACUACAAUCUCUUUAUUACAUAUUUUGCUGGAUGGCAUGGCAUUAUCGGUUAUGUGAUCAUCUACCUCAGAGAUCUUGCAUGUUUCUCGUCUGAUGUACUAUAUCAGCAAAUCCUUGUCAUACAGUCAUUUUUUGUUGGUUGAAUGUUCCAUAUUAACAAUAAACUGAACAUUACCCAUGA
Messenger RNA from Salvelinus fontinalis (brook trout), 2639 nucleotides. RefSeq names its product ectonucleoside triphosphate diphosphohydrolase 3-like. The record is from RefSeq and is a predicted model, not a curated record. Gene Ontology annotation, cellular component: plasma membrane. Gene Ontology annotation, molecular function: GDP phosphatase activity; UDP phosphatase activity. The coding region runs from base 112 to 1602 and encodes 496 amino acids. Lineage: Eukaryota; Metazoa; Chordata; Actinopteri; Salmoniformes; Salmonidae. The transcript is spliced from 10 exons. Gene Ontology annotation, biological process: nucleoside diphosphate catabolic process.